Molecule: messenger RNA, 393 nt
Organism: Protopolystoma xenopodis
Lineage: Eukaryota; Metazoa; Platyhelminthes; Monogenea; Polystomatidea; Polystomatidae
Source: the annotation of a GenBank genome assembly
GAUCAAAAUCAUCAUCACACCACAAGUGGUCUUCCUCCUUCCAUAUCUAACAUCACUCAUUCUCCGACUCAAAAACCGCCCAAUAUAGGAGCCGAAGCCGACCUUCUUGGACUCAAUUUGGAUCCGAUUUCUGAGCCAAGUGCUAUUACGUUUCAGCCUCAGGUCGUUGCAGGCCCAGGUUCUGGGGACUCUGUUCUUGCACUAAGCCCUACCGUUGAAUCGAUUGUUCCACGGAUGCUUGGUCUCAAUGAACAAGUGGCAAAUGACACAAAUGGGCUCUCUGUCAUCAACGGAACUGUCUCUCUCACAGAUGAAGACAUUGCAAAGUAUUAUAAUCUCUUGAAAAAUUUUUUAUUUCGUGAAAAUUGUUCAUACUUAAGGCGUGGCACAUGA